AUGAAAAGAAGUCGUACCCUUUUCGAAGCCGGGGAAGAUGCGUCGUCCGCGUCGUCCCCGCAGGGCCCUCCCCCCCUCCCGAGGGUCCCCGAACUGGGUGCCCGGCAAGGCCCCACGCACUUCCCCAAGAUCUCCCGGCGCAUACGCGCCUGCACCGAGUGUAAGAGACACAAGGUGCGAUGUGACAUGAACGAGGGCGACGCCGCCUGCCACCGAUGCUGUCGGAUGGACUUGAAGUGCGUUGUCAAUAAGAAUCUCCAAACGUUGUUGGACGAUGAGACAGAGUGGAAAACGAUCAUGGAGCGCGCCAUGUCCGAUCUUCUCCGGAAGGCUGGCCUCCCGGAUCUGGCCUCUUACCAAGCGCGGGGAAGCCCCGCGGAUGGCCAGACCCCUCCCCGGAAGAGAAGAGACCGACAGGACUCGACCGUGUCCCUGGAAGACCCCGUGAGCAUGACGAACGGUGGCCAGAGGAUGGAGUCUGCUGAGGCGGGUGUCCCCUCCGUGACCGCCCCGCCGACGACCGCCGCGCCGCAGACCUUCUCGCAGCCGACGCAAUAUGCUCUCGACCGCGAGGAGAACGGGACGUCGUCGUUGGUCACGGCGCCCAUGGGGAGCCUGUACGAAGUGACGCAGUUGAGUGACAUUCACGCGGGCACCCCUGAACGACAGCAUGCCCUAAACGGAGCGCUCGUCACGGACUUCAUAUCCAAGGGAGUGGUCGGUGUCGACGAGGCGGAGGAAUUGUUCGACUACUUUGACCAGGUGCUGAACCGAUAUCUGUGGGACGGAAUUGCACUGGUGCAUAAGGACCUCACGUCGGCGCGGAAUUCCUCUUCGAUGCUUUCCGCUGCCAUCUUGGCCGUGACGGCUUUGCAUAGGCCCCACAAGGAACGGACGUUCGACAUCUGCUACACCGAGUUUGCCAAGUUGGCGUCGGAGUCGAUGUUGGACCGUCACCAUACCUUGGAUGAUCUGCGCGCGCUCUGCAUCGGCGCCUUCUGGCUGGCCGACGUCAGCUGGAAGCUGUCGGGAUAUGCCGUCCGCAUUGCGACCGAGCGUGGCCUGCAUCAGUCGUAUCGGAAGGCCACUCUGGGGUUGCCUGAACAUGUGGAGCAGGCCCGACUGUGGUAUCUUCUUUACACCCUCGAACAUCAUUUCUCAAUUGCGUACGGACGACCGCCCAUCAUCCACGAAGACCAGAGUAUCAUCAACCAUCACACCUUCACCCUCUCCCCGACCGCGCCGCAGUCCGAUCUGCGAUUGCACAGCCAGGUCGACCUGUUCAUCAUCCUGACCCGGAUCUAUCAUGCCUUCGGGCCCGAUGUCGACCUCGAGGUCCCCGAGAGUGAUUUUCCAACCAUCGACCAAUUCGACACCAACCUCGCGGAGUGGCAGGCGGCGUGGUUUCCCCGAUUAGUGGGCAGCCGGUAUGUCGGAGCGUACCCAUAUCGGGCCGUCUACCUACACUACAACUUCUCGCGGCUGCAACUCAACUCGGUAGCGCUACGGACCUACCACUCCUCGACGUCGACCCGGCCCAUGUCCGAGGCGCGGCGCAAACGCGCGAAUUUAGCGAUCGAGUCGGCGAUCGGCACCCUCCGUGUCGUGCUCGACGAGCCAGACAUCCAAGCAGCGCUGGUAGGCGUGCCACUAUACCUCCACAGCAUGAUCACUUUCGCGGCAGUCUUCCUGCUAAAGAUCGCCGCCAAAUGCUGCUCCUGCGGCCGCCGCGGGGCUCCCGGACCUCCAAACUCGAUCGCGGCCGCUGGCCUCGCCAUCGACAACGCCUCGGUGCGCACUCUAGUCGGCCAGGUCAUCGACCUGAUGGUAUCGUGCAGCAAGCGCGCCAGCGAGCGUCACCUCAGCCACCACAUUGCGCGCGGCCUGCGCAAGAUGCUCACUGGCCUGGAAGAGUGGGAGAAGCGGACCGCCGGCAGCCCGCCGUCAUUAUCCUCCUCCUCCGCCUCCUCUUUCCUAGGGGCGGGCCGGCCACACUCACACGACCCGACCCCGCUGUUCAAGCCAGUCAUCAUCCCGGGCUCCCAGCCUCUAGGAGCGGGAGACACUAUCCUCCACCCUCCGCCGCCGCUGCUGGGGGUGGCGCCGCUGUCGGCGGAACGCGGUCACGGCUUGGAACCGCCGGCGGCGGCGGAGGCGGAUAAACCGCAGCCUGGUCUGUCGGAGGGGUCGAUCGACCCUAUGAUGGCGGAUUUGUGGGGGUUCGAUGAGGAGUAUUUUCCGACGGGGGUGUUUGAUUUUUUGCAGUCCCAGAUGCCGGCAUAAUUCUCUGUCCUCUGUGAAUGAUUGAUCUGCUGGUUAGAUGUAUAUCAGGGUGUAUGGUGGAGAUAUAGUAUAUGAUGCUGUAUUAAUGGGUGGCUUAGGAUUGUAUAUACAUUUAUGGUAAGGGUUGUCUGUUUGGGUUUGUUUUACUCUUGUUGAUACUAUUGUUUGUUCUGAGAAUGACAUGUAUACUCCAGCCGCAAAUAUCUC
Molecule: messenger RNA, 2490 nt
Organism: Aspergillus candidus
Lineage: Eukaryota; Fungi; Ascomycota; Eurotiomycetes; Eurotiales; Aspergillaceae
Exons: 4
Coding region: 1-2283 (760 amino acids)
Biological process (GO): regulation of DNA-templated transcription; DNA-templated transcription
Molecular function (GO): DNA-binding transcription factor activity, RNA polymerase II-specific; DNA binding; zinc ion binding
Source: RefSeq, a predicted model, not a curated record